UUCGCUUGCCAACAACUGUUCAAAUUAUGAAUACUGGAACAGAUAGAGAAGAAAUAUUCUUGAAAGAUCGAAGUGGAGAAGAAGAAUGUGCUCAAACUGCCCUSGUCGACGAAGAAUCCCCGCUGAUAGCAGGACGAUCAGGAUAGCAUGGAACAUUUAAAGCAAGCGGCUUCAUUGAGAGUGUGCGUCGACUUCGUGCCAACACAGCUACUAUUUCAUUGAUCGCCAAACCUUCUCUUGAUCGACGAGCAUCUGCUUUGAUGGCUGGAUGGAAUGUCAGUAAUCUAAUCCAAGGGACAGGGAUACUCGGUGUACCGUAUGGUGUACUGAUGGGUGGCUGGACAGGGGUCGCAGCGAUACUUGUGGUGGCUGUGAUGUGUUGCUUUACUGGUAAAAUACUGAUUGAAUGUCUGUAUGAGACAUCAAAGCGCACUGGACAGCGAAAAAGAAUUAUGUACAUUGUACUUCUUGCUACUAUAUUUAGUGACUUAUUCAAGAACAUCACCCCCCUGAACAUAUCUCACUGGGCAGUCAUUUGUACRUAUGUUGCUCUACCUUUGGCCUUUGUCAGGAGGGUGUCAAUCAUUGCCUGGUUCAGUAUGGUGUCUGUGUUUGCGCUUGUGGGAGGGAUUUUGACGAUGAUUAUCUGCUGUGUCACGCAAUACAAGUUGAUGUCCAUUGAUAAGAUUCCACCAUUCAGUUUUAAARACUUUCCAGUUGGCUUUGGUAUUAUUGUGUUUAGUUACACAGCACAUGCUGUCUUCCCUGGUAUUGAAUCRAGCAUGAAGGAACCCCACAAAUAUCCAUUAAUGAUGAAUGGGUCUUUCACUUUUGCUGCUGUUAUCAAAGUCCUUCUUGGUCUACUUGCAGUGUUGGUUUUUGGUACCAAGACAAAUCAAGUUAUUACCGUCAACAUGAAGAAUAGCUUUGUUUUCAAUAUCUUAGCCAAUUUGUUUGUCAUUAGUAAUGUGUUUCUYRYYUUYCCYAUYAAUYUKUWYGUAAYYCUYGARACURUYGAYGCCAAAUUUCUWGGGUUUUUCCCUAACCUGGGUCCYGGAAGRAAAUUCCACUGGGUGUGGCUCAUCAUMWCCAGRACYCUKRUUMUGACYCUUGCUUUGUUCYUKGUUAUUUUGGUUCCUCAYUUUGCUYUGGUAAUGRGWUUUGUAGGGAGUUUUACAGGAACUUGUYUGUGYUUUUUGUUUCCAUGUUAUUUCCAUAUGAAGUUGAAGUGGAAUGAGUUGCAGUGGUAUGAUAUUGCUGUGAGAUGGUUUGUGAUUGUGUUUGGUUUUGUUAGUGGUGGUCUUGGGGUGUUCUUUUCUGGAAAACGCUUAUAUGAAGCUGCAAGUUCUUCUCUUUGAUUCGUGCAAAGCUAUUUUGCAGUAUUAUGUUAGGACUGUUAGGGACUGGGCACCAGCGGUGUUAUGGUAGCCUUAUUACUUGCAAAACAUCACUGAGCAUCUUGUACAUUUUUCUAAAAAAACAGCAAUUGAAAAGUCAUGUAUAGAAGGAUACACUAAUUAAUCUGAUAGAGAGUUUUAUAUAUUCAGGUAUACGGCGAUCGUCAAAUUGCUUUUUCCAUCUCUCUCGAGAUGGCUUAAAUAUAUGAUUUAUUGUUCUUAAAACGCGAUUUCGUGCAUUAUAACAGGUUUUUGACCGGUUCUGCGUGAACUGUCUUAUUGAAAAUCGAAGUUUGAAGAUUUUUUUUAGAUUUUAUAUUGAAGAAUGUAAAUGUCAUUUAUAAUAAGAAUGAAAUAAAAUAAUAUUGUUCUC
Molecule: messenger RNA, 1770 nt
Organism: Exaiptasia diaphana
Lineage: Eukaryota; Metazoa; Cnidaria; Anthozoa; Actiniaria; Aiptasiidae
Product: vesicular inhibitory amino acid transporter
Exons: 2
Coding region: 261-1358 (365 amino acids)
Biological process (GO): amino acid transmembrane transport
Cellular component (GO): vacuolar membrane
Molecular function (GO): amino acid transmembrane transporter activity
Source: RefSeq, a predicted model, not a curated record